UUGCGGUUUGCUCUGAAAAAGCUACACUUGUUUUGUUCGUCAGCUGCACCUGGGGCCCAUCAGACCUGGCAGGAGAAGAAUGGGGCCAGCGAUUGGUACACGGCCUUCCCGGCCGCAGAGCUGCCUGCGUUGGUUGUAAUCGUAGGCAAGCUCAGGUUGCCGCGUCUGCACGUCCCGGUGGGCUCGCCUGGGACUCCCCUUUGUCUGCUGUACAAGACUCGACUCUGCACGCCCCUUUGGGAGACAGGAUGCCUCCAUCCUCAAGGAGUAGAGAAACACUCUCCCCCAUCCUCCAUCCUGACCCCCAUGCAGGGGAUGAAGCGCGUUCCAGACGCCCUCUCUCGCGGGUGCCAUAAGUCUCAGAGAGGAGCACCCCGGGGCCUCUGUGACAGGAGCCUGUGACCAAAAGCCAGCCCCUCUUGGAGUUGAACUCUUGCGUGUUGACCAGCCACUCUCCUGUGCUCUGGAUGAUGUCUGAACACGACCUGGCGGAUGUGGUUCAGAUUGCAGUGGAAGACCUGAGCCCUGACCACCCAGGUACAGAGCUGUGGGACAUUGUUUUGGAGAAUCAUGUAGUGACAGAUGAAGAUGAACCUGCUUUGAAACGCCAGCGACUAGAAAUCAAUUGCCAGGAUCCGUCUAUAAAGUCAUUCCUGUAUUCCAUCAACCAGACAAUCUGCUUGCGGCUGGAUAGCAUUGAAGCCAAGUUGCAGGCCCUGGAGGCCACUUGUAAAUCCUUAGAGGAAAAGCUGGAUCUGGUCACGAACAAGCAGCACAGCCCCAUCCAGGUUCCCAUGGUGGCCGGCUCCCCUCUCGGGGCAACCCAGACGUGCAACAAAGUGCGAUGCGUCGUCCCCCAGACUACAGUAAUACUCAACAAUGAUCGGCAGAACGCCAUUGUAGCCAAGAUGGAAGACCCCUUGAGCAACAGGGCACCGGAUUCCCUGGAAAAUGUCAUUAGCAACGCUGUGCCUGGGCGUCGGCAGAACACCAUUGUGGUGAAGGUGCCGGGCCAAGAAGAUAGCCACCAUGAAGACGGGGAGAGCGGCUCGGAGGCCAGCGACUCGGUGUCCAGCUGCGGACAGGCGGGCAGCCAGAGCAUUGGGAGCAACGUCACCCUCAUCACUCUGAACUCAGAAGAGGAUUACCCCAAUGGCACCUGGCUGGGCGACGAGAACAACCCUGAGAUGCGGGUGCGCUGCGCCAUCAUCCCCUCCGACAUGCUGCACAUCAGCACCAACUGCCGCACAGCCGAGAAGAUGGCGCUCACGCUGCUGGACUACCUCUUUCACCGUGAGGUGCAGGCCGUGUCCAACCUCUCGGGGCAGGGCAAGCACGGGAAGAAGCAGCUGGACCCGCUCACCAUCUAUGGCAUCCGGUGUCACCUUUUCUAUAAAUUUGGCAUCACGGAAUCCGACUGGUACCGAAUCAAGCAGAGCAUUGACUCCAAGUGUCGCACGGCGUGGCGGCGCAAACAGCGGGGCCAGAGCCUGGCGGUCAAGAGCUUCUCGCGGAGAACGCCGAACUCAUCUUCCUACUGCCCCUCAGAGCCGAUGAUGAGCACCCCACCUCCCGCCAGCGAGCUCCCGCAGCCACAGCCGCAGCCGCAGGCCCUGCACUACGCGCUGGCCAACGCUCAGCAGGUGCAGAUCCACCAGAUCGGAGAAGACGGACAGGUGCAAGUAAUCCCACAGGGACACCUCCACAUCGCCCAGGUGCCGCAGGGGGAGCAAGUCCAGAUCACGCAGGACAGCGAGGGCAACCUCCAGAUUCAUCACGUGGGGCAGGAUGGUCAGGUGCUGCAGGGCGCACAGCUGAUCGCCGUGGCCUCCUCGGACCCCGCGGCGGCGGGCGUGGAUGGAUCGCCGCUCCAGGGCAGUGACAUCCAGGUUCAGUACGUGCAGCUGGCGCCGGUGAGUGACCACACGGCCGGGGCGCAGACGGCCGAGGCCCUGCAGCCCACGCUACAGCCGGAGAUGCAGCUCGAGCACGGGGCCAUCCAGAUCCAGUGAGCAGUGCCUGCGGCACGAGGAGCGCCCGGCACCAGGAGCCCGUCGCUGGCUCCGCCCAUGGCCCGGCCCCCAUGCGCCCUGCUCUCUCGGCCUCAGCACAGGCAGCGGCUGCACGGGUUCUGCUGAAGUGUGUCUGAAGGCUGCUGCCUCCGCGGGGAAGAGCGCCCUGUCAACUGAAAGAGCAGCCGCCGCCGCCCCCAGCCGGAGACCUUUCGUUUGAGUCAUGCCGUUGGUGUCGGAGGACGGAGGGGAGGCACAGUGCGGAGAGCGUCGCGUAUGCGCGGGAAAUCAAGAACUAUGAUAUUUUUCUGUUUAAACAGCUUUUUUUAAUUUGCUAUGGUGUUUAUAACAAAAAAGAAAAUUUGAAAAAAAAAAUCCCAGGGGAGUAGCAGGAGCCCUUUGCUGUGUGCUCUGUUCAGUGUCAUGAGGCAGGUGUUUGCAAAGCCAGCUCUCGGUUCCGAUGGGGUAUUGCUGACCUACUUUUCUAGGGGAAAUGCUCUCAAACACUGUAAUUAUGCAUUUCUAAUUAAAUAAAAUGUAUUUAUGACCACAA
Molecule: messenger RNA, 2565 nt
Organism: Rhinopithecus roxellana (golden snub-nosed monkey)
Lineage: Eukaryota; Metazoa; Chordata; Mammalia; Primates; Cercopithecidae
Gene: BANP
Product: BTG3 associated nuclear protein
Exons: 13
Coding region: 468-2012 (514 amino acids)
Biological process (GO): protein localization to nucleus; negative regulation of protein catabolic process
Molecular function (GO): DNA binding
Source: RefSeq, a predicted model, not a curated record